CGCAGAACUGAAAGCAGGUAGAGGCACUUCCUGCAGGCAGAAUUAAAGAGAGAGAAAGGGAGUUCUCCUCUGAUCUCCCUCAAAAACCAAUCAGGCCAGAUUAGCCAGGCGUUGAUUCUCCCUCCGUCCCUCCUACACCUUUUUCAGAGGCCCAAUGGCCUUGUCCCUUUGGGAGAUUGACUCCAGUCACAUGAGCUGCACCAAGGGCAGGUAACUCAGGAGAGGGGAAGGGGAAGAAAAAAAAAAGGAGAGGAAAAAAAAACCACCAAGGCUAGGCUGAGCUUCUGCCAUGAUGUCAGAGGGAAAGAAACCCACAGCUUGCUAAUUCCACCUCCCAAUCAGCCCCGGGAAGGAGAGCACCGGGAACAGUUGUUUCCCCCUGUGGUCAUGACGGCUUCGCACAGUGACUCUUUGGUGGUGUUGUUUGGGGCAACAGCUGGUGCAUAUGGGGCUAAACUGGGUUCGGAUGAGAGGGAACUAAUUCUCUUGGUGUGGCAAGUUGUGGAUCUACACAGCAAGAAGGUAGGGACACUACACAAAUCCCUGGUGAAAGCAGACAACUUGGACUUAAGUGAGCAGUGUCGCGAAGUCAGUGCCUUAACGCCAGAGGGACUGAGCAAAGCAGAACCGCUGGACCGGGUUCUUCAACAGUUUAGUCAACUGGUAUCCAGUGAUUUGAAAGUACUUGGAAGGAGCUCUUACACCCUCUGCAGCGAUGGCCAGUUACUCAUUCGACAAGUCCUCCACCCAGAAACAUCCAAAAAGAACCUGCCCCUGUCAGACUGUUUCUAUUCCUUCUACGACCUGCGCAAAGAAUUCCGCACCUGCUACCCCAGCGCAGCCUCGGGGAAGGACCAGACCAUCAGGAGCAUGGCAGAAUAUCUAGGCUUAGGGACAGAUGAAGCAGAGGAGGACUUUGGCGUGUGGCAAGUGAAAACCAUGGUGGCCAUCAUUUUCAGCAUGCUCUCUGAAGGUUGUAAUCACGUAUUUACUGAACCUGAAACUGUGAAAUACAAGUAUGAAACAGGCCCUUGUAGUAAAUCUGAAACUGUGGACAGUGAGACAGUAAUACGUGCCAGAGGUUUGCCAUGGCAGUCUUCAGACCAAGAUAUUGCUCGAUUCUUCAAAGGACUCAAUAUUGCCAAAGGUGGUGUGGCUCUUUGUCUGAAUUCUCAAGGAAGAAGAAAUGGGGAGGCCUUGGUUCGGUUUGUCAAUUCUGAACAGAGAGACCUUGCACUGGAAAGGCACAAGCAUCACAUGGGCAGCAGAUAUAUUGAGGUUUACAAAGCAACUGGGGAGGAAUUCUUAAAAAUUGCAGGAGGCACCUCCAACGAAGUGGCCCAGUUCUUAUCCAAGGAGAACCAAGUUAUCAUCCGGAUGAGAGGCCUCCCAUUCACUGCCACACAGGAGGAUGUGCUGGGGUUCCUGGGGCCGGAGUGCCCAGUCACAGGAGGGAAAGAGGGACUUCUCUUUGUCAAGUACCCAGAUGGCAGGCCCACAGGAGAUGCAUUCGUGUUAUUUUCCUGUGAAGAAUAUGCACAGAGUGCACUUAAAAAGCACAAAGAAAUACUUGGAAAACGUUACAUAGAACUCUUCAGGAGCACAGCAGCAGAAGUCCAACAGGUACUCAAUCGAUACAUGUCAACACCUCUCAUCCCAACCCUGCCAGCUCCCAUCAUCCCAGUCAUCCCCCCACCCUACACCAUCGCCACGGGCAGUGUCCGCGACUGCGUCCGGCUCCGAGGGCUCCCCUACACCGCGGGCAUCGAUGACAUCCUGGAAUUCAUGGGAGAUGCCACCGGGGACAUCAAGCCCCAUGGAGUUCACAUGGUCCUUAAUCAACAGGGACGACCAUCAGGUGAUGCUUUUAUCCAGAUGAAAUCUGCUGACAAAGCCUUUAUGGUGGCUCAAAAAUGUCACAAAAAAAUGAUGAAGGACCGUUAUGUGGAAGUAUUCCAGUGUUCAGGAGAGGAGAUGAACUUUGUUUUAAUGGGUGGCACUUUAAAUCGUAGUGGCUUGUCCCCACCGCCAUGUAAGUUACCAUGUCUCUCUCCACCAGCUUAUGCUGCUUUCCAGACAGCAGCUGUGAUUCCAGCAGAGGCAGCACUGUACCAGCCACAAGCCCUCUUGCCAACCACCAGGACUCCCCAGGCCUCUGCAGCUGCUCCUCCAACUGUUACCUACUACCCAGCUCAGGCUGCUCAGCUUUAUAUGAAUUACACAGCUUACUAUCCCAGCCCUCCAGUGUCUCCUACCACAGUGGGGUACAUUGCAGCUCCCCCAGGAGCUGUAGCUGCUGCUGCCUCUGCCAGCCACACUCCGCUCCUGCCCCAGCCCGGGGCGCUGGUCCGGAUGCAGGGCCUGCCCUACAACACAGGAAUGAAGGAGAUACUCAGCUUCUUCCAGGGCUACCAGGUCUGAGCCUGAGCUCUGACAACUUUGACUUUCUGGGCAGGAUAGUUUUCCCACUUUCAUGUUUUCAACAUUGUUUAUUGCAUUUCAAGCGUAACCUUUGAAAUACUGUCCCUCACAAGAGCCUGUAGAUCUUUGCCUACUGUACAUCUACUGAUAAUCUAAAGUAUGUACUAUCUUGAGACAUUCUUUCCAAAGAGUAAACUUACAUUUUGUAGAUUUGUUUCAAGGGCAGGUCUGGGAACUGAUAAAUCUAAUAUUUGCACGGUCUGGUUGCCCUAGCAGAGACUAUCUAGAAAAUACUUCUUAUAUUUGUCUUCUACUUAAUGGCGUGGGUCUAGAUGUGAAGGUGACUAGAAUUCAGUAGUAAAAAUUCUGGGAGGUUCUUUUCUUUUAUGUUCUCUGGGCUCCUGGUUAUUGUUCUCUGUGAAAGGUGUAUACUGGCUGUUUAUUUCUUUUCAACUUCCCUUUGGAUGGAGACAAUGUGUCCUGUAUCCCCAAAUAUAACACCUUUUUCUCCCUAAGCUGGCAGGAGACUUUUUGUAUUAUAGAAAUAUCAAAGGAAGGCAGCAUAGUACAUCCAUACCGUGUGCAUUUGGCAAUCAUCUAAAAUGUUAGUGCAAAACAGCCAUUUUGCAGGGCAGGAAAACCUUCUUGCCACCAAAAGGAUAUUCAAUAAUUUGUGUUAUGCUGCACACUUUGUCUUCUGGAUUAUAGGAGCCACUCAAGUACUCUUUGCAGCAUGUGCAAGAAUUCUCAGUUCUUUUCCAGGAUAUAUAAUUUGGCAAGAUUGAGAUAAAAACAAUGUUUCAUAUUCCCCAAGAUGUGUUUUCUGACUAUAUGUUUUAUAUUUGUACCAGGCCAAUAGUAUGUGUGAUUACUGUUCAGAUUCAGGACCUCAAGUAAUUCUUAGAUCUGGUACUAUAUGAGGUUUUUGUUUUGAUUUGUUGGUGUGACUGUACUGUAUAGUCACUAUUUUUAUUUUAAUAUACUACUUCUACAAAUCUAUCAUGAUGCAGUUACACUGAAUCAUUUAUUGCUUUUUUCUGUGUAGAAAUAUACCACACUGGUAUAAAUUUUAUCUUGUAGGUGCAUUCAUGCCAGGACACUGAUUUUCUUUAAUUGCAUUGGUGUAGUCUGUGUAGUGCAAGCAUUAUAUGCAGUUAAAGUGUUUAUCACUCUACCCUAGAGAAGGUGCAGUUUAUUUCCAUAGGUACAUCAAAGGUCUGAAUGAGAUCCAUACACUUCUGCCAAUGCCCCACUUCAGUGUGCAGGCUGGGAGAUGCUCAUCUGCCCCAGUGAGAGCCAUCACUGCAGGUGUGAUUAUGCUCCUGCAAACCUGAAGAGUUUGGUUACCUGAUGCUGCCAUCUCAUGAGUAGAAGGGGAAAAAAAGGAGCACUUUAUGAUCUGAGCUAUUUCCCUUCCUCGAUAAGGAACAGUUCAAAUACAGUUCAGAAUUUUCCCCAUGAGCAUUUAUUUUAUAUCUAUUCCUACGACCAGUAAUACAGUCGAUGUACUUUUUUUUUUUAAUCUUGCAUAAAAAUAGCAUCUGUCAAAUUCACUGUCUCCUGCCAGUUAUUAUAGCUGAUGCUCUUAAUUAUGGUUGCAAAUGAUCACGUGUGUGGCUUGCUGUAGCAGGACUGUUCCUUCCCUUGCUGACUGUCCCGUGUCACAUUGU
Messenger RNA from Neopelma chrysocephalum (saffron-crested tyrant-manakin), 4091 nucleotides. RefSeq names its product epithelial splicing regulatory protein 2 (gene ESRP2). Lineage: Eukaryota; Metazoa; Chordata; Aves; Passeriformes; Pipridae. The record is from RefSeq and is a predicted model, not a curated record. Gene Ontology annotation, molecular function: mRNA binding. The coding region runs from base 388 to 2421 and encodes 677 amino acids. Gene Ontology annotation, cellular component: nucleoplasm; ribonucleoprotein complex. Gene Ontology annotation, biological process: regulation of RNA splicing. The transcript is spliced from 16 exons.